Nomia melanderi (Alkali bee) is the source of this 3223-nucleotide messenger RNA. It is a transcript of the gene Polr3H, whose product is annotated as RNA polymerase III subunit H. Gene Ontology annotation, biological process: transcription initiation at RNA polymerase III promoter; DNA-templated transcription. The record is from RefSeq and is a predicted model, not a curated record. Gene Ontology annotation, molecular function: DNA binding; DNA-directed RNA polymerase activity. Gene Ontology annotation, cellular component: RNA polymerase III complex. NCBI's taxonomy places the organism in Eukaryota, Metazoa, Arthropoda, Insecta, Hymenoptera, Halictidae.
UGUUGAGAGUAUUGUAAUCAAAUGCUAAAAGAGAUCCUGCAUCUAUUUCAACUUCUAUAUCUUUAUUCACUUCGAUGGAUUUGCGUAAAUCCUUCUCCUGUGUUUCAUUCUCCAAAAUUGAUUGUACAAUAUCCAUGCUGUCAAGCAGCAGUGUUAUCUUAAUGCACGUGCAUUUAUGGUUAUGUUGACACAAAUGCAGUCUUACUUAAUUCCCGCGACAUGGAGAUUCGCGUGGUUUAAGAAAAAUAAACCCAUUGAAGAAAAGUGUAGUUCUAUAUACUUACCGAAGAAAAAAGGAUGAAUGUUAUUGCAAUAAAUUUAAAUGACGGCAAUUAUUUAUUAUCUAAACAUUAAGACAUUUUAUGAGGUUAUACCGUGAAAAUGUUUGUUCUUGCUGAAUUGAAAGACACAGUUAGGAUUCCACCGUGGGAGUUUAAACGGAAAUUAAACGAUGCGAUUACUGAUGAACUUAAUAGAAAACUUGCCAAUAAGGUUUAUCUCAAUGUGGGUCUUUGUAUUGCUCUUCAUGAUAUCACAAAAAUUGAGGAAUCAUAUAUCUUUCCUGGGGAUGGAGCAUCUCAUACUAAAGUAAUAUUUCGUUUUAUUGUGUUCCGCCCAUUUAUGGAAGAAAUUUUAAUAGGGAAGAUACGUAGCUGUAGUGUUGAUGGUGUCCAUGUAACGUUAGGAUUUUUUGAAGAUAUUGUAAUUCCACCUCACAAACUACAACAUCCAUCGAGGUUUGAUCAAAUGGAACAAGCAUGGGUAUGGGAAUAUGAUACAGGGGAUGGUGAAAAACAUGAUCUUUUUAUGGAUGCAGGAGAAAUUAUACGAUUUAGGGUAGUAAGUGAAACUUUCACAGAAGCUUUACCUACUGGACCAAAUGUAUCCGGAGAAUCAGCAGAAAAAUCAGAAGCUAAAAAUAUAUCUCCAUAUAUUUUGGGGGGAGCCAUUGACGAGCCAGGACUUGGGUUACUUACAUGGUGGGAGAAUACCUAAUAGUGCAAAAAUAAAUUUGGAUCAAUAAAUUUUUAUUUCACAGCACAUUCCAUCAUGUUAUCACGUUUUAAAGUUAUAUUCGUGACUGGCGCCACGCGCGACCCGAUUUCAGAUAGAAUUUUGACUGUGCGGAUAUAUUUAUAUUUAGUUUUCAUUGGUAACAGAAUUAUUAAUUAUUAUUUGUACAAUAUAUACAAAGACGUUGUGUGCUAAAUAUGUGGUAACACGCAAAAAUAAUUUCAGUUCGGUCAAAUUUGAGGUCAUGCUAAACAUCACACAGAAGGUAUUCGGUAGUAUAAGUCUCAACAUAAAGAACAUUGCAUAGUUUGUAGUCGUUCGACUGCAACAGUGGCAUAAAAUCUUUCACAUCAUUACGUAUUGAUGGAGCAUAGUAUGACACAUUCGUAUAUUUUUUGUUUUGUCUUUAAGUAACCGUCAAAAUUGUUUAACAGUAUUAAACACAUAAAAUAUGUUUUCUAUAUUGCGAUAUAUCGUUACAUUGAAUGAAAAACAUUCGAGAACUUAGCUAGGUGUAAGCCUUAAAUUUAGGAGACAUUAAUUACAUGACAGUGGAAUAUACAUAGAUAAAAUACAACUUAAAACAUUUCUAGAUGAUAGAUACAUGUGCAAUGAUCAUUCGGUUGUUUUAUACUGCAGCAACACGUGUCGUCGAAUAUCACGCGAAUAGUAUCUCGUAAAUAAAUAAAAAUCUCCGUUAUAAGACUCAUCGGAAUGUUUUUUGCGCUUUUUAUUCUUUUCGCUGGUGAAACUCUCAUUUUCUAGGUAGCUCGAUUAAUCUUUCUUUUUUAUAUCGUCUUCAUGCACCGCGACUAAUGCUUUAGAAUUGCUGUCUUUGAAUGGCCUUACAAGCAGGAUGAACAACAGUCUAAACACAUUCGGAGUAAAAUAGUACACGUACAAUAAAAAUUUCAAGUUCUAACUGUUUGAGUCUGACGUGUCGUCUCAUCGGACUUUUUUUCUAUGUUCUUUAACAAGAACCUACUGAGGUUAACUGUCUCUUUUUUGUUUUCUCUAUCAUCAAGCGACGCGUGAAACUCUGAACGAUUUUAUCGAUUGUACACGUUCUCUUCUAUCCCAUUUUCUUUGUAUUCUUUCGAUCCUUCGAAAAAAUAUAAACGUGACGACAUAGCGGGUCAAAACACGAAAAAGUACGACAAAUUUUUUAAAGGGUUCAUCGCGUAAUUUCUGAUUGAAAAUUCGUUAUUGUAGUUAGGUGCAAGAUUGUUUUCAGAAGAGACUAACGACAUGUCUUCAAGUUCUUACGUAGUUUCGAGCGGUGAAAAAUAAAAAAAUCAUCUAAGAACAACAACGUUAUCGGUUUCUUUUGAGGGUUUUAACGUAUCACAACAAAGGACCAGAAAACGGUUUUGCAACGCUAUCGCGUUUCUUCAUGUUUCAGUCCACCGUGUACCGGCCACAAUCGAAGAGUCUAGCGUGAACAAAAGGGGGUGCGAUUCAUACAGGAGCUUCGGUGUAUUAAAAAUGCCUAUAUGCGCUAUUUAGUAUCGCCAUCGUUACUUUACACGUUUAAGGGCUAGUGUGUUUCUCAAUUUUUUUUUGUCUUUCUCGUUUUCUUCUCUUUUUUCUCGUUUAUAGAUCGUUAUACAAGAGAAACAAAACACGGUAUUUAGUUUGCGUUUGGACGUCAAUUGCUUUUCUCUAUUUUUUUUAUGGAUGCAGCUCCUUUCAGUCAUCGUUAACCAUUGUCUUUCUAAGUAUUGCUUUACGUGAAACAUUCUCUUCUCCCUCUUAUCUCUCUCACCUGUUCAUUCUCGUUCAUUUUAAGGAACACAAACACCGCCGUUCUGUGUUCUCGAUCGCGGCGUCGCGUGUUGUCGACACGCGAAAGAAAUUUCUGUUCGGAGGCAUUUCCUGCACUCAUCGAUCAUGAACGGUUUAUUCGAUGAUUAAGCAGCGCGGCAGAUGUUCACGUAAAUAGUUGAAUAAUUCCUGAGACGUUCCUGGACAGUUGGUUAGUUCGAGCUCGUGCAAAUGUCGGAGUUGUAUCAACCUAGACAGUUCGCCGCUCGUGAGCAAUGGGCAACCUGAAAAGAUAAAUUUAUUCGAAAUUCAAUUUCCACUAAAAUUUUAUUCGAAGUUUCACCCUGAAAAGAUAAACGCUAAAACAAAAGAUAAAUUAACCAAAUGCAUAAAAUAGAAAUUGAAUUACAUAACAAAAUGUGAAACACUAUUUAUGUUAAAUAUG